This is a messenger RNA of Scleropages formosus (Asian bonytongue), 5504 nucleotides long. It is a transcript of the gene tshz2, whose product is annotated as teashirt zinc finger homeobox 2. The transcript is spliced from 2 exons. The record is from RefSeq and is a predicted model, not a curated record. Gene Ontology annotation, molecular function: DNA-binding transcription factor activity, RNA polymerase II-specific; DNA binding. The coding region runs from base 538 to 3633 and encodes 1031 amino acids. Lineage: Eukaryota; Metazoa; Chordata; Actinopteri; Osteoglossiformes; Osteoglossidae. Gene Ontology annotation, biological process: regulation of transcription by RNA polymerase II. Gene Ontology annotation, cellular component: nucleus.
UCGCCCUGCCUGCGCCGCGUCUCCCCGUGUGUGAAUGUGUGUGUGUGCGCGCGCCCGCGAGAGAGAGAUAUAGUGUUACAUCGGAGCGGUGCGCUUCGUCCUCCGCAUACAUCAGAUACACACACGCUCUCUCACUCACUCACAUCACACACACCGGGAGAGACUGGCAGCUGACAGCGACCGCUCUCAAAAACACAAGGAAAGGGAACAACCCGCCAUAGAUCUGGAGCGGGGUGUGUUUGUAUGAUAUAAGAAGUGAAAGACUCUUUUUUUAUUUUUUUUUUUUUAAAGAAAAAAAAAAAAAAACCCUCCUCGCAGCUAUUUCUUCUUGAUAUUGGAUUGUAAAGAAGAGCUCAGAAGUGGCCGAGACCGAGCGACUGAGCGGCAGAAAAAGACUCGCUCGAGCUCCGUGUGGACUAUCCGAAAGAGAGAGAGAGCGCGCGCACGCACGCACGCUCGCUCGCUCGCUCGCGCGCGCGUGCUUCACCUGGGCAGCGUCUCCCGUGUCCGCGAGCCGCGAGCUCGGCGACGUCCGCGAUGCCGAGGAGGAAGCAGCAGGCGCCCAGGCGGGCUGCGGUGUAUGUGCCAGAUGAUGAUGUCAGCAUCCAAGGCAGCAUCGCAGAUGAUGACGGAGAGAAUGACAGAACAGCUGACGAAGAGUGUCCUGAUAAGAUUAGCCCUAAGGAGACCGAGGAUAGGGAAGCAGACACCAAGAGCAGCUACAGCUACCAGAAUUCCCCCAUCAGUGUCCUCUCAAAUCAGGAGGUUGAACUGGAGUCCCGUCUCAGCGAUGCCAGUGACAGACUCUCUGAUUUCAAGAGCGCCUCACCACCGGAAAGCCAGAGGGACGAGGAGAGCCGGAGCUCCAAGCUGAAGGACGAGAUGCACAGCAGUCUAGAGAAGAUGCGGGCUGCCUACGCCACCUUCCUCUCAGACUCCUACUGGACAGGAAUUCGAAUGGAUAUGAAGGCUGGAAAUAGUGCCAGCAAAGGCAGCUGCGACAGCACCAACGGUAGCACCAAAAGUGAGUUUGACUGGCACCAAGACGCACUCUCCAAAACUCUCCAGCAGACACUCUCCCCGAAGCCUUCCUCCAAGCCUAACCUCUUUAGUUCUGUUCACCUUUACCGACAGAAUAGCAAGGCGUGUGGGGCCGUUUUCACGGGGGCAAGCCGCUUCCGCUGCAAGGACUGCAGUGCCGCUUAUGACACUCUGGUUGAGCUGACCGUGCACAUGAACAAGAGUGGCCACUACCAAGAUGACAACCAUAACAGAGAGAGCAACGCCUCCACAUCGUCCUCUAAGUUGCGCAAAAGAAACCUCCAGGACAUGGAGGGGAAAGAAGAUGCCCAGAAGGUGCUCAAGUGCAUGUUCUGUGGCCACUCUUUUGACUCCCUGCAGGAUUUAAGUGUCCAUAUGAUAAAAACUAAGCAUUACCAAAAAGUGCCUUUGAAAGAACCCAUUCCUGUAAUAACACCCAAAUUAGUUCCGCCGGCCAAGAAACGGGCAUAUGAAGCCACCAGGCCAUGCUCUCCUGACUCCACCACAGGGAUUUCUGGCUACAGUGAUGCGCAAAGAUCUGGCCUUCCAAACUCCCACAGCAAUCGGUAUGGUUAUCAGAACGGUGCAAGCUACACAUGGCAAUUUGAGACGUGCAAAUCACAGAUUCUGAAAUGCAUGGAGUGUGGAAGCUCGCACGACACUCUCCAGCAGCUCACGACUCACAUGAUGGUCACGGGACAUUUCAUCAAAGUUACAACCUCUGCCUCUAAAAAGGGGAAGCAACUGGCCAUGGACCCCCUGGCUGUGGAGAAAAUGCAAGCAUUUGCCGAGACCCCGGCAGCUGAAACGCCCUGCAGUGCAGAAAGUGACAAAACAUCUUUGAAGAGCACAGCUUCUGCAGAUGCAGAGAAAGACGUGCAGAAGGAAAGGUCAGCAGAGAAAAUGACCAGCAUCAAAGCUGAGGACAGUGAAGUCAAAAGCGACAAGCUAGAUGGUGAGGACCAAAAACCAAGGGACGCAACAUUCAAAUAUCCGUAUCUACGUGAAGAGGACCUCGAGCAGGUGUCUGGGGGAGGAGGAGAUAUUCUUAAGUCUCUGGCUAACACGGUGGCCUCUGCCAUCAACAAGGCCCAGACUGGAACUCCUAGCUGGAGUGCCUAUCCCAGCAUUCAUGCGGCGUACCAGCUUUCUGGUGUCAUCAAGAGCACCCCUCUAUCACCAUCACCCCCGGUUCAACUGAAGCAGACCUUCAACAACAAGCUGAGGCCAAUUGCUCCCAAGGGGAAGUAUUAUCAGGCUGGCGCGAGCUCCGAGUGUUUUCCGGGCCAGCAUCAGAGUGCAGACAUCAAAAAGGAAAAGAGUGGCACUUACGACAGCAAAGAAAGCACAAAGUUUGAUGAGGCUGAAAACAAUGACAGCGAUGGCCAAGAUGAUUCCUCCACCUCUUCAAAGUUAGAUGCCAACUAUGUGAAAGAAGGGAAUGAUAUGAUCAAAGGGAAGUUGAGCCCUGCUUUCUCAGACAGAGGCAAGACGUCGCCAAGCCCUCCCGCCAGCAAUGGAUGCAUUAAUCCCGCACCACUCGUCAGCGAUUCCCCUGAGAUUCUUGGCAUAAACCCACUAAGUGCACUGCAGUCUGUUUUGAACAAUCACUUGGGCAAGGCCAAUAAGCCUUCAAAUUCAAGACCAGAGGCCACUCUUACAGCCUGCACCCAGCCUACCUUUGGUAAACUGAAUAGAAGUUUGGAGAAGCCUGUCAUGGCUCUCGUUCCCUCCCGAGACACCAGGGUGAAAAACAGCUCCUUUAUUUUCGAGAGUAAUGAUCAGCCCAUGGAUCUAACGAAACACAAGCCCCCUAAAGCGAGUCCCUCUCGUUUGCAGUGCUCGGCCCCGGUGCCCCAGAAGCAUGCUCUGUCUGACAUUGCUGAUAUGGUCAAGGUUCUUCCGAAAGCCACAACACCGAAACCUUCAAUGCCUUCACGGAUGCCUCCCAUGAAGCUUGAAACAGAUGUACGGCGGUUUGAGGAUGUAUCUGCCGAGGUGUACUCGGUCCACAAGAGGAAAGGACGUCAGUCCAACUGGAACCCACAGCACCUCCUCAUCCUGCAAGCUCAGUUUGCCUCCAGCCUCUUUCAGACCUCAGAGGGAAAGUUCCUGCUGUCUGAUCUCGGGCCUCAGGAGCGCAUGCAUAUCUCCAAGUUCACUGGACUUUCCAUGACCACCAUCAGCCACUGGCUGGCCAAUGUGAAAUACCAGCUGAGAAAAACAGGAGGGACCAAAUUUUUGAAGAAUAUGGACACUGGCCAUCCAGUCUUCUACUGCAAUGACUGUGCAUCUCAGUUCAGGACACCAUUUGCUUUUAUAACCCAUCUGGAAUCCCACCUAGGGUUCCAGAUCAAAGACAUGAACAAACUGCCAGUAGAGCAGACGAAAGGUGAACCGGAGCUUUCCAAGGCUCUGAGCGUCAGGGCAACUGACACGCCAUCUCCAGAUGAAGACCUUGACUCUAAGUUCAAGUGUAAACUUUGCAGUCGGACAUUUGCUAGCAACCACGCAGUUAAACUUCACCUAAGUAAAACUCACAGCAAGUCACCUGAGAACCAUUCACAGUAUGUUGAAAUGGAUAAGGAAUAACAUCUGUAAAAGGCCCAACUUUGUACUACCUGUUUGAUUUCCUUAAUACUUUCCUGUAAUUGCUUUUUUUUUUUUUAAAAAAAAAGAAAAAAAAGAAAAAAGAAAAGAAAAAGAAAGAAAAAAAAUCAGAUUCACCAUGUUUCAAAUAGCAUUACUUGCCAAGUGUAGGGCCAUUUAUUUGGAAAAAUGAAAAGAAAUAUUUUUUAUUAAAGGCUAAUAUAGACCCUUUGCCUGGACUUAAAAUGGACUAUCAAAGGAAAAAAAAAAAAAAAAUAAAUGAAAACAUUGAUGGUCCUAAGACUUAUCUCUUCUUUUUGCACCCUCUUCAAAUGCAUCACCAGUAAUGAAAUGUGUUACUGCUUGGAACAUAAUUGCUGAUGUCUGCAUGCAAUAGCUUUGGCUAUGACUACUAUUUAUUUGUAUGAUAUGCCAAGUUUUAACUGUAUACUUUUAAGACAGACAGACUAAUGCUUUUAACUGUAAUUUACAAUUCUAGCGGUCAGACAGCUGCAUAAAUCUGCAGGUGCACUAACAGGUACCCAGACACCUGUUGACACAUUUAAUGAAAUGUACAGUAUAUUGCUCUGUAAAAUGUUUGUGUUGCAAUGAUAGAACAGAAAAGCACUUUAAUAAAUGUUUAAUCACCAGUUUAGACUCGGAUUCUAUACAUGAUCCAACCAUUUUAGGCAGGCUGGGUACAACGGCGUCUCAUACAUGUGAAUACAGUGCGGCAAGAAUUGCGCAAUUCAUGUUGAGGAGGUAGUGAAACGGAGACCUGCACCUUUUGUACCUAUUCAAAUAAAGCGUUAACAUUUUCUAACAAUGGCUUCAUUUUUCGGUUCUAAAGCGUGCGACUCCUGUUUUGUUUAUCACGAGUCAUUCAUAAGAAAACACGUGUCUGUUAUGAAAACAGGAACGUUAACUGCACAAAGGACGACUGGUCGAGAACGUUACGAAUUACAGUAGGUGUGCAUAACUUGCUCCGAACUCAGCCGGUGAGAAGGCUACCAGCAAUGCCUGUUGGGCCCGAUGUAGAAAGAGCGUGUCCAGUCCGGUGAGGCCAACAGGUAGAGAAGUGCAUCUUGAAGGGCUUCUAAAAAAUGUGAAUGCGUCCCUAAAGCCCACUAUGAUGUCUCAUAACCGUUAAUGAAGCCCUUGCAGCUCCUGGCUUUACCUGUGUCACUGGGAAUCGUCUUUAGCUUCAGGUGUACGGCAGCGAGGAGCGUUCUAACGAUGGCGCGGGUUCCGAAGAGGCAGGGCACACGCUUAGAGCAAAUUAAGAGCUCCAGUGACCAGCACAGAAUUGCCUAGUAUUUUCCAAGGCAAGUGCCACUUACGAGAUGACCGUAACCCCUUUUUUCAAGAUGACUCAAGCGGAUUUGUCUAGACAGGAUGCUCAUUUUCGGUGCCCUGGCAAACCCUCUCAAGUGAUUACAGGUGAUUUUCUGUGUAAUCACGGAAAGGCACACUAGCAUUCUGUUAUGCGUAAAGAAACGGCAGCAAAGCGGUGCCCGGGUGUUUGAAACAUACAGAAACAUCUCGUGUGCCUGAGCUGUAGAGUAUACCAGCACGCGUGUGUAAAGGGUUUAAAUUCGGUCAUAAAUUGAGUUUUCUUUCACGUGGGAAUAUGUUUUGAUGCAUGCCUUAUCUUGGGACUGGGACUACUACGAUGUCUUCAAGCUAACAGUCAAAGUGGUUAAGGAGCUGCACAAAAGGCUACGAGUAUCAGUCCCGGGGGGGGCCCCCACUCCUCAGACCCUGAACCAGGCACAGUUGGUCCCCAACUUGGAAAGUUUUUGAGUAUGCAAGAAACUCUGGGCCCCAAUUAAGUUCGUAAGUUGGGACCAACUGUACCGUAAUGGUUAAACCGU